AUGAUGAUACCUUUUUCGGGAAAUGAAAGAACACCGGAAACGACAGAAUCAUCAAUGGAUUCGUCGACGGAAAUGGAAAAAACAAUUUUGACACCGGAAAGUAAAAUAAAAGUUAAAUUAAACGAUACGGACGAUUUAGAAUUCGAAAUAAAGAAACCGGAAAAUUUAACGAGCGAAUCACUUUUAAGGAGUAAAUAUCCGGAAAAAAUAUCGGAAGUCACAGCAGAAGAUAUUUUACCGCUUUUACCGCAAAAUUUAACGUAUUUUUACCCGCUGAUAAAAGAAAUUAAAAAUGAAAAAUGUCAAAAACAAUCAAUUUAUUUUUUAGAGGGACUUCAUAAUUUGACAAAAUGGGCCGUACAAAGUAAGUUUGUUUUUUUUUUUUUUUUUUUUUUUUACUAA
Messenger RNA from Pediculus humanus corporis (human body louse), 402 nucleotides. RefSeq lists its product as uncharacterized. The transcript has 2 exons. The coding region runs from base 1 to 402 and encodes 133 amino acids. The record is from RefSeq and is a predicted model, not a curated record. NCBI's taxonomy places the organism in Eukaryota, Metazoa, Arthropoda, Insecta, Psocodea, Pediculidae.